CUUGGAAGAUGACAUCAAAGACCACCAAAGAUAUAAUUACUGGCAAGUGGGGAUUGAAGUCUAACUCCAAAUCUGAGACUGAAUUGGAGAAGUAUAAGAGAGAGAAUGCGGCCCUGAAAAAAUCUAUGGAGGAAAUUCUUAAAGGGAAAGGCAAAAUGACAGAUGCAGAAAGAAACAGACUUUUAGAGAAAAUAUUUUCCCUUGAAACUGAUAAGGAAAAAUACAUCUGUGCUUUGGGGGAGAAGGAAAACGAAAUCCAAAGCCUAAAAGAAAAGUUUAAGUCCAGGAGUAAAAGCAGCGAUGUUGCUUCACUGCUUAGUCAACUUGAGGAGAAAACCAAGGAAGCAGAGACAAGAGAACAGUUACUUAAUUCUCUAUCUGAAGAGAUGGACCGUUUGAAACAGAAUUUGACUACAGUUAAUGCAAAAUGCUCUGAGCUUGAAAACAGAGCUAGUACAUUCCAGCUGUCCCAGGAAGCGGUAACCAACUUCCCUGGAUCACCAACCGAUUUUGGUGAACUUGAAAAACAAUUGAAAGAUGCUCUGGAGAAAAAUCACCAGUGGUUGAUAUAUGACCAGCAGCGUGAGGCAUAUGUCAGGGGACUCCUAGCACGGAUCUUUGAGCUUGAGAAACAAUCAGAAAUGGUUAGCCAGCAGCAAGCAAAAGAUGCUGGUGCAGAAGGUUACUUGCAAGAAAAACAAAAAUAUUAUGACCAACUCUUACUGACUGCUAAGAAGGAUCUUGAGACUAAAAGACAAACUGUAACCCAGCUGAAAUCUGAACGUAAUGAAUUCAAACACAAAUAUGAAGAAACAAAGCGAGAAGUAUUGAGUUUGAACUUACAGCUGUCACAGCGGAACUUUGAAAUGCAGACUGUAGAAGAGGAAAAUAAAAUAAAAGAAGAUAAAAUACACAGGCUAAAGCAAGAGAAUGAAGUUAUCAGAGAACACCUCAAUAAAGAAAAGAGGAUAAGUGAAGAUCUCUUGUCUCAGGUUCAACUUCUUCACAAAUCUCUCUUCAAACGACAAGAGGAACACACAAGGAUAGCUUCAUUAGAACAACAGAUCCAAAUGUGUAUUACUGACUUUGAGAAUGAAAAGUUUGAUCGCCAAAACUUGCAACAUCAGUUGAAUAAAGUUUUUAAGGAGCUGCUCAAGGCCAAGGAGACUUCAAAAAUCCAUGUGUUUGGAAAUGUGGAGCCAGCAGAAGAUGGUUUGCAAACAGCAUUUCAGGACAAGUUAACAAUAUAUGACAAAAAUACCUCACUAAAACGUUUGAAUCUGCUUGACGAAAGCUUCCUUGAGUGUCCCAAAUGUAAAGUACAGUAUCCAACAAGCCAACAUAGAGAGUUACUAGCUCAUAUUGAUUUCUGUGGAGAAUAAAAUACAAAUGGAAUUACCAUAUUAUAAUGUGUUUAAAUGCAGCCAAGAUUCUAUCCUGCAAAGAAAAAUAAUGGCUUUUUAAACUACUUUUCCUUUAAGAUUGUGGAAGUUAGUAUAUCUGUUUCACGUUCCAAUUUAACAAGAGUGGAAAAUUAAAGUAAUUUAUUUGAUUUUGCAUAAAUAUUUUACUUGGCAUAUUUGUAAAAAGGAUCUAGCACCACAAAUGCAGUAAAAUGAAAUUGUUUUAGAAAUCUUCAAAUUUUAAACUACUGACUUGGUUUUUGCACUAUUAAAAUAAUAUAUUGGUGCCAGCUGACAUAAGAACUGACUCUGGCAAACUAUUCCUCUGUUUGCCUUUUCCAACUACCCUGCUUCACAAAAAAUGUAACAAAAUGAAGAAGUGAUAUAUCUGAAAACUAGCUUGUAUGUAGGACUACCAUAACUGAGAUUAUAAUUAUUACCUUUUUGACUGCUAUAAUUCAGUAUCAUUUGUGGUCCCCCUGCAAACCAGAUAGAUGCAUUCAUCAGCUUGAUACCUUUAAACAUCUCUGUGUGGGGGUAAGACAUUUUCGCUGCUUGUGUGUAUUGUUUCCUAUGUGUGCCUUUGCCAUCGUUCACUGCUUCUACCAGUCAGGCACAACUUAAAGCUGAUAUGGAAAUAGUAAUCAGUGAGCAUGUCUACAUGUACGCUUUGAUGCACAGUAGCCUAUUCUACUUUGUAUUAAAGCAGCAUGUAAAAAAGUGCUGAUAUGUUAAUAUGCAGUAGAAUAGGCAUUAAGCGUCACCUAAAAAGCAUGCACUUGCGCUACUGUGCAUUAGUGCAGCCUAAUGCACAUUUAUUUAGUACUUCAUAUUGGAGGUACUAUAUUUAAUGUGCAUUAGUAAAAGCACAUUCAUGCACAUGUAGACACACCCAGUCUCUAAAGUCUUCUCAAACAA
Molecule: messenger RNA, 2321 nt
Organism: Alligator sinensis (Chinese alligator)
Lineage: Eukaryota; Metazoa; Chordata; Crocodylia; Alligatoridae
Gene: CEP55
Product: centrosomal protein 55
Exons: 8
Coding region: 9-1382 (457 amino acids)
Biological process (GO): regulation of phosphatidylinositol 3-kinase/protein kinase B signal transduction; mitotic cytokinesis
Source: RefSeq, a predicted model, not a curated record